UCUGUGCACGUCCAGUUCUUUGCCCAAAACACAUGUUCACGCACGUUCAUCACCGUACAACAAAGCGACGAUGGUGUAUAUUCAUGCUCAAGCACACCGAUCUGUUUCCCCGGUUGGACACCAAAAACCUCCACAAAGUGGUUACUAGACUUAGGUCCUGGAUACGGAGGAGGUUGAACAUUAUGCUCCUUACAUCCCUACGAUUUUCGAGUCAUUUUUGGAGAGGUACAAGCAUCCAUGCACCCGGCCCGUGCCCGGUUUAGCUGUGUUGUACUUCAGUGUAGUAAGGCUACCAAUUGAGCCGGGUGUUUACUCGCCACACUGCAUUUUCAAUGCCACUGCAGGUCUACCAACAUCGGAAUUAAAUCUUGGAUGAGUGAAAUUAUAGACCUUCUCAGUUCUAUCUGGAAUUUAUAUCUCGGAACUAGUUUUGUCGUACUAGAACAUCGGGAUAACCAUCUGUUCGCAGGAUUAUGUACUAUAUGGACGGUUGUUCCAAGUUAAGUUGCUAUUCUGGACAGCAGGGAAAUGUAGGAAACCUGUGUGAUUUAUUGUCUAAAUUGCAGUUUCUUCAAAACUCAACUUCUAGCCGAGACGAAACAAGGUCCUGGCCUAAAUUCGUUCAAAAACUGACGAUAUUGGAGAUUGAUCAUCGUACAAGAUGGCAUCGACAGAUUUGAGUCCUUCCAGUGAUGACACCAAUGAGCUAGUCAGUGACAGAAAUGACCACAAUCUUGACACAAACCUAUCAACUUACCACAUCGCCCCAUACAGCAGUCCCAACAAGAACCAGAUCCCUAGGAACCUCGAACCAGAGCCGAGUAAACCUGGACCUUCUAGUGUCGCUCGUCCAUCCUGUUCUAGUUGGUCCCCCCAAUCAGAGUUGCCUUUCAGGUCAAGAACAAACCGCACCGCAAUGGUAGCUUCUGAGAUAGACCGAACCAAUACCUCAAGUCCCUCGUCAGAAUCAUCCUUAGGAGAGUCAAGAUCUCCUGACGUCAUUUGGCGAGAUGACUCGCCUGAAAGAGCAUGUGGAGGUAACAUUCCCACCAGGAUGUUCUCCAACACAUCUCGUCAGAGAAAGAGAGCUUGUUCAGAUGACUUUCACUAUAGUAAACAUGCAAAGUUGAUGCACAAAUAUGAUAGCUGCGUCUCUGACAUGUCCGAAUUCUCCCCGGAUUCAGCCAAUUGCUCUACACAAACCUCACUGAAGGAUGACUCAAAUGGAAGUGGGCUGAACGGUCAUAGUUCCAGCGGGAUGAACAGUGACCAGGAAAAGCAGGAAAAGAUAUCCCAGGCCACCUUUGACAAAGUCCUGAUUGAUGCUAACCAGCGGAGGCACAUCCGAAAUAAGGCCCGGAACACAGGCACAGACUCUGGUUCAGACUCGAGCUCUGGGAACAUGUGCUUGGACAUGACGAUGACAAGUCACAUGACUGAUGUAGUUGGUACUUCACAAAAGUUAGACAGUACAACCUCUGAAUCCUCAGGCAUUGGAGCCAACUACAUGUCGUCAGCUCAGUGUGAUUUCCAGUUACCCAGAUCUACAAUCAUGGCUGGUGGUGUCACUAACAGUAGCACUGGUGUGUCAACCAUGUACAAUAGCCAAGGAAAUAAAGUCUCUGACGAGAGCAAACAAGAAAGUAUGUCCAGUGGCAGCAGUGGAGCGCGUAAGAGACAUGUCCCAUGGUCAAUAGCACGCUAUUAUUAUCAAACGAAACGACCUCCACUUUCCCAAGAUGUGUCAGUUGAUGGUGAUGAAGGUAACAUAGAAAUGAAUAAUUUACCAAGCAGGCGUAUUGGACAACCUGAGAGGAAGCGGAAGCGGUUUCAUAGGACUUUCACAGCACUAAGACAAUGUGGCCUUUUAGAUCUCACAAUGCAAACUGCUUCUUUGAUGGAGCAAAACUCAAAGCUCCAGAAGCAGCUUGGUGAGCUGCACCGUCAGGCCCACCUCAUGUAUCAUACUGUGAGUCAUUUUUCUAAAAUUCAACCAAAUGUGUUUGGUAGUCCUGAAGCACAGAAAGUCAUGGACGGACUAAAGGCAAUGAUGGACAGAAAUCCAGUGGAGGACAUUGAUAUGUCUAUGUUUGAAUCCUUGUCGGGUUCAAGAGACUCUCCUGCAGUGGAGAGUGGGACAUAUACGAUGAGUAAUCAGAUUCCAUCCGUCUCUGUGGAAUCCUCAGAGAGAUCCGGUGCAUUGAGGAUUCCUGAUCAUCAAGGCCCAAGAAACAGUUCUGACAGUGCCAUUCAAUCAUCAAUCAACACAUCAACAUCCUCACCAAGUGAAAAAUCGGGACAGUAGUAGAUUAUUGUGUAAUGGUAACUGUUUCUGUGAACUCAUUGUGUUGUUGUAUUAGCUGUUAGUAGAUAUUUUCAUCCUGUGAGGUGAUUUGAAAGUUUUCUGCUUCCUACACUUUCUAAGGAUUAUCCCCUCAUUAAAGAAGAUUUGUUGAAAGGUCACACCCUAAACUAUCUUCUUGAUGUAUGCAAUAUUACAUUUCUUUUAUAUUAACAAAAAAAAACUUGGUAUCCAAAGGCAAACUACAGAAAUGGGUGGUUUGAUCCCAUUGAAAACGUUCUCCAUACACGCUGCAGGAUGUCUUACUUAAAAUCUAACCUCUUGUUUCAUAAGCUCAUUGGCUAAAGUAACUGAAAUAAAAAUGUGUACAUUUCCAUAGAAGUCUCUCAGAAUAUGGAAAGAAUAAAUGUUUGUACAGUUACCAUGCAAAGUCUGUAUUCGUUUCCAUUAAAAAAAAAAAGUAAUGGUCUUGAGGCUGGAUUUAGAGGUAUUUUCCUCUUGUUACUUUUAAGUAUAAAAGACAAUUAAUUUUAAACAUAACUGAAAAAAACCGAAGUUGUAGUGUUUGUCUUUUACAAUAAUUUUUGUUAUAGGUACUUCCGUUACUCUUUUGAAAUAUAUAUGAUUAAUAAUGAGUUCUGCCAGACUAAAAAAAAAUUGAAAUGGAUUUAAUGGCACAUAUCUGUGUGACGUUUAUAUCUAAACAAGGACAUCCGUUUUUUUUUUUCAAGAUAAGUAUAGAACGAUACAACGAAGCCAUGUUUGUACACGUGUGUAGCAGGCCUAAACAAUGCUCUAAGUAAUUGUUGACUCUUUGCAAUGUCCAAUGAUAUUAAUAAAUUUAAAGAAAUGUUAAAAGCGAAUUCCAGUUUAAGUCGGCAGUAAGCCCAGUUAGUCAUGUAAUAUUUGAGUGCAUGUGAGAUAUUGUGGAGCAUUCAUUCGUAUCUACUUAUCUUGCUGUUUACCGUAUUUAAUCCGUACAUGCUCGUGUACCAGAGUUUGAGUUUCUUUCGAAGUGUAUCGUAGGAGAAUCCAUGACAGUAUGUCAAGACCCAAUUCUUUCUCAACUCCCCAAGUAUUAAGUACUACGAUAGUGGAUAAUGCAAGUUAAUUCAUGUUUCAAUGCUUCAGAAUAUCCCGGAGUACGGGGAAACUUUCUCCACCCACCAAUUUCUUUGAAAAUGCAAGUCAAAUCACAAUUGAGAGCUGAGAGGCUUUUUUUUCGAAAGUUGGUAGACGGGACAGCAUCGGGACCUUUUGACUCUGGACAACGAGAUAUUGGCGAUUGUUAGUCCGGUGCAAAUCUUCGGACGAUCCGCUGUCCCAGUCCACCAACUUUCGACAAAAGCCUCUCGGCUCUCCAUUGUGAUUUUUACUGCAUCUUCAAAAGAAUCGAUGCGUUGUAGAGCGUUUCCCGUAGAAAAUGGCGAAAACUACCUAAUGUUUUGGAAUAACGAAUCUUUAGAUUUCAGAAUAAUGAAUCUUCACACAAAGUAACGAGCAUAUAUCCGACAUUUAAAGGGUAGGCCUAUAGUGAAUACUGAAUGUUUCUUUUAUGUCGCUGCAAUGUAUAUAUUCACUUUCUUGAAGGUUGGUUAGAAAGGUCAUUCUUUUGUUACAUUUUGCAUUUUCUAAAAUAAAAACCCCAAGCGUAAGUAGUGGUAUUCAUAAGUUGAUAUUGGGUGAAAAGUUUUGAAUUUUAUCAUGAUAAGGUAAUAGGAAUACAAGCAAGCUGAUUCCUUUCUUAUCCAGCUAGAUUGCUAAAUUAUUCCUUUGAAGUCAAUUUAAAGGUUGGAAGAGAUUUGUCAACCUAGCUGUUUUUGCGAUUCCGAUUUUAUUAUGGCCGCUCAUUGCUGAUAUUUAAUGAUGGCUGGACACUCAAUUAUUUAUAUUUAUAGCUUUCACUACCAAUUAAAUAUUUUUUUGUACCAAGAUCCUUAAUCUGUAAGACUAAGAUGAUUACAACCUUGCCAAAUAGGUAGAAAGUCUGAAGCAUUUUAGUGGUUCCAGAUAAUCUGUUUUUGAUUGUCUUUGCAUCCAUGUAUUUUCUUAACUGCAAGCAUACAAUGUUGUACAUAGAUUAAAUUAAAAACUCUAACUUUCAAUAA
This is a messenger RNA of Lytechinus variegatus (green sea urchin), 4410 nucleotides long. RefSeq names its product papilin-like. Gene Ontology annotation, cellular component: nucleus. Bases 662 to 2305 code for a protein of 547 amino acids. The transcript has 5 exons. Gene Ontology annotation, biological process: negative regulation of circadian rhythm; negative regulation of DNA-templated transcription. NCBI's taxonomy places the organism in Eukaryota, Metazoa, Echinodermata, Echinoidea, Temnopleuroida, Toxopneustidae. The record is from RefSeq and is a predicted model, not a curated record.